Messenger RNA from Paraphaeosphaeria sporulosa, 1656 nucleotides. Its product is annotated as Phosphoglucose isomerase. The coding region runs from base 1 to 1656 and encodes 551 amino acids. The record is from RefSeq and is a predicted model, not a curated record. The transcript has 2 exons. Lineage: Eukaryota; Fungi; Ascomycota; Dothideomycetes; Pleosporales; Didymosphaeriaceae. Gene Ontology annotation, cellular component: cytosol. Gene Ontology annotation, molecular function: glucose-6-phosphate isomerase activity; carbohydrate derivative binding; monosaccharide binding. Gene Ontology annotation, biological process: gluconeogenesis; glycolytic process; glucose 6-phosphate metabolic process.
AUGCCCGGCUUCUCCCAGGCGUCGGAUCUCUCGGCUUGGAAUGCCCUCCAAGACCACCACUCAAAGCUUGGAAAGGACAUUGUCCUAAAGGAGUACUUCAAGAAGGACCCUAAGCGAUUCGAGAAGUUCUCCUUCACCUUCAAGAACGAUGUCGACAACUCCGAGACACUCUUCGACUUCUCGAAGAACUUCAUCACGGACGAGACGCUGAAGCUGCUUGUCGAGCUCGCAAAGGAGGCUGGCCUCGAGAAGCUGCGCGAUGACAUGUUCUCCGGCGACAAGGUUAACUUCACCGAGAAUCGCGCUGUACUGCACGUUGCGCUCCGCAAUGUCUCCAACCAGCCCAUCAAGGUCGAUGGCGAGAGCGUUGUCGAGGGCGUCAACGAGGUGCUCGAGCACAUGAAGGAGUUCACCGAGCAGGUUCGCAGCGGCGAGUGGAAGGGAUACACCGGCAAGAAGAUUAAGACCAUCAUCAACGUUGGUAUCGGUGGCUCCGAUCUCGGCCCAGUCAUGGUCUCUGAAGCUUUGAAGCCAUAUGGCGACCGAAGCCUCACCCUCCACUUUGUUUCCAACAUUGAUGGUACACACAUCGCCGAGGCCCUCAGGGAGUCCGACCCUGAGACCACUCUCUUCCUCAUCGCAUCCAAGACCUUUACAACCGCCGAGACCGUUACCAACGCCAACACCGCGAAGGACUGGUUCCUCAAGAGCGCAAAACAGGAGGACAUUGCCAAGCACUUCGUUGCCCUCUCCACGAACGAGGCUGAGGUAACCAAGUUCGGUAUCGACAAGAAGAACAUGUUCGGUUUCUCCGACUGGGUCGGUGGACGCUACAGUGUAUGGAGUGCCAUCGGUCUGAGCGUUGCCCUCUACAUUGGCUACGAGAACUUCCACCAGUUCCUUGCUGGUGCCCACGCCAUGGACAACCACUUCAGAACUACGCCACUUGAGAAGAACAUUCCAGUGAUCGGCGGUCUGUUGAGCGUCUGGUACUCUGACUUCUUCGGCGCGCAAACUCACCUCGUAUCUCCCUUCGACCAGUACCUACACAGAUUCCCGGCCUACCUCCAGCAACUCUCCAUGGAGUCGAACGGCAAGGCUAUUACUCGCAGCGGCGAUUACGUCAAGUACACUACCGGUCCAAUCCUCUUCGGCGAGCCUGCCACGAACGCUCAGCACUCCUUCUACCAGCUGCUCCACCAGGGCACCAAGCUCAUCCCGACGGAUUUCAUCUUGGCUGCUCAAAGCCACAACCCUGUGGACAACAACAAGCAUCAGAAGAUGCUGGCUUCCAACUUCUUCGCUCAGGCUGAAGCUCUGAUGGUUGGCAAGACCCCUGAAGAAGUUAAGACCGAGGGCGCUGCCGACAACCUCGUGCCCCACAAGACCUUCUUGGGCAACCGACCUACGACCUCUAUCCUUGCCGAUAAGAUUACGCCAGCAACUCUCGGUGCGCUCAUCGUCUACUAUGAGCACCUCACUUUCACCGAGGGUGCCAUUUGGAACAUCAACAGUUUCGACCAGUGGGGCGUCGAACUCGGCAAGUCGCUGGCCAAGAAGAUCCUGACUGAGCUCGAUGACAAGAGCGAGUCUACGGCGCACGACGCUAGCACCAGCGGCCUCAUCAAUGCCUUCAAGAGCAAGGCAUCUUUGUAG